Molecule: messenger RNA, 4143 nt
Organism: Bathycoccus prasinos
Lineage: Eukaryota; Viridiplantae; Chlorophyta; Mamiellophyceae; Mamiellales; Bathycoccaceae
Exons: 1
Coding region: 1-4143 (1380 amino acids)
Molecular function (GO): protein binding
Source: RefSeq, a predicted model, not a curated record
AUGGACGAUGAUGUAGCAGCGAACGCAACAUCUCAUUCACUCCGGGUCGAUUUGAAGCGUAACUAUGGUUUAAACAGCGUCAGACGUGACAAUGUCGCCUUCGUGGACCACGAAACCAUCGCGUUCUCCGUUGGAAAUUUGGUCCAGUUUUUGCGCGUAAAAAAUACGACCGCGAAAGAAGGGGAAGAGAACUUCUUUAUGCGCUCGCGUCGAUUACGGGGGAUUGGGGCAAUUGCCGUGCAUCCAGAGCGAACAUUUGUUGCGCUCUGCGAAGGUGAGAUCGGUUGCGUGAACGAGAGGAGAGAGGAAGAGGAAGAAGACGAGUGUGCUCGCGUCGACGUGUACGCGUAUCCGUCUCUCGUGUUGAAAAAAACUUUAAGAGGAGGUGCGAAAUCGAAAUACGCGCUCGCAAAAUUCUCGCCGGAUGGGACCAUGUUAGCAACGGUUUCGAGCGCGCCAGACUAUUUGUUGACUAUUUGGAAUUGGGAAAACGAAUCGUCCAUUUUACGUUGCAAAGCGUUCUCGCAAGAAGUUUUCGGUUUAUCGUUCUCACUGACUGUAUACGGGCAGUUGACGACGUGGGGGACCGGUCACGUUAGAUUUUGGAAGAUGGCUGAUACUUUUACCGGAUUAAAGUUACACGGAUCACUUGGGAAGUUUGGAGCGGAGCCAUUGUCGGAUGUUUGUGCGACGUGUGAAUCGGGCGAUGGAAAGAUAACUUUGAGCGGGACAGGAUCGGGUGCGAUAUUGGCGUGGAGUGGCGGAUUAAUCGAAACUAAGUUUUGUAUCGACGAGGAGAUUACAUGUCACGAUGGCGCGAUAAACUCCAUGCAUUUGCGCAGAGUCAUGAUGCGGGAUGAAAUGCGAGAGCAACAGCAGCGCGUGCAACUUAUUACUGCGGGAGAAGAUGGAUACGUGCGAGCCUGGGAUGCGGAUGAAAUUUGGACCAUUGUGGAGACGCCGGAGACACCGUUCGUGCAGAAGAUCAAGCCAAUAUUCGAGUAUUAUCUCGGGGACACGGUAAGCUGUAAGAAUUUAAUCGUCAGCGACGAUAGCAACAAUAACAAGCUCGUCGUUCAGAACGCAUGCGGUAGUUUACUCGAAUUAGACCUUGCUGACGGAACAUCGCAAGAAAUAUUUGAGGCGCACUCAGGGGCAAUUGCGGGAUGCGACGUUUCCUUCGUGAGCCCGCAUUUUUUCACAACCGGUGACGAUAAGACGGUUCGAUGCUACGACUACUCUCAGUGCAAGCUUCUUUUCACGUCAAGAUUCCAAGCGCGAGGGACUGUUUUGAAAGUCUUCCCGAAAGUAGUAGAUACGUCCUCGCGGUUAGUUUUAGUUGGUUUCAGUGACGGUGUCGUUCGCGUGCUUUUACGAAGCGAAGCGUCGUUUAUAGUUUUAGAGAGCGUCAAACCACACACAGACGCCAUCGUAUCGAUAGAUUGGAAUUCAGAAGGGUCCAAAUUUGCGACUGCAUCGAAAGAUAAGACGAUAUUCUUGUUUACUGUGGAAGCGAAAGGAAAACUUGCGCCGAUUGGUUUUGUUCGACUCGAUAAAGUCCCAAAGCAUAUCGAGUACGAUAAGUCAAAGAGUACCGCAGACAAGAAUGUCAUAGACAUUCAUUUUCAAAAGAAGGGCGAUAAGGUAGCUCGUCUUCUUUCGACAAAUUUGCCGAAGAUCAGUACGGAUACUUUCGAGCUCGAAGCCUGUUUCGUAUCGAUCGAAAAUACUUCUGUCGAAGAAGUGUGUUGUUCGCAAACCUCUCAUUCCGGCAGGUUUCUAGUUCAAGGGUUUGUAAAUGGUUCCGUAUCGUUGCGUAUUUUGAAUCAAAAUAGAAGUGAAGAGAAGGAAGGCGAAGAAGAGGCUGAUUUCGCUCAUGAGGAGCAAGUCUGGGUCGAAAAGAAGGUUCACGUAUCGAAAAUUACAGGUGUAGCUGUAACAUACGACGAUCAAUAUCUCGUGAGCGCGAGCGAAGACGGAUCGUUGCUUUUGUUUGAGUUGAAAUCAAAGUUUGGUUCUUAUAAAGUACCGGAAGGAUUGCGUGAAAGUAAUUUAGAUUAUGGGAAGGCAAUCGCUGAAGAUAUCGAGAUUGACGAGUUUCCUUCUAUGGAGCAAGCGAAAACGUUGGCGAGAGAGUCGCAGAUUUCCAACGACGCAGAGAAGACGAGAAAGCGAACAUUAGAGAAAUUAAACGAGCUUCGUAAAGAAUUUAAGUCGUUGAUCGAAGCAAAUAAGAAAUUGAAAAGUGUUGACAUACUUCCUGAAUCUGCUUUUGAGGUGGAUGUGGAUCUUCUUGAAAUCAUGAAAAAGAAAACAGCUGUCGAUGUCGAACGCGGAGAGAGAGAAAUGGCAUGUAGACUUGAACGUGCUGAAAUUAUUCUAGAAAGGCUUAAAAAGCGGUAUCGAGACGAUGUUGAAGCUUGUUGUGAAGAGCUGCAUGCGCAUUUUGAAGCGAAUAUCGAUGAUGAAGCGACGAGUCGAUACGAGUUUUCGUGCGAGUCCUUCAGUUUGAUGAAAGAGGACUCCAGCGAGGAGGACGAAGACGAGGAUCAAGAUUUCGACGAAAGGGCCGUAUUACCAGCCGGAGAUGCUUCUAUAAUUUCUGACGAAACUUCCACAAUCACAUCAAAUGUUGAGGCUCCGAGAGUGAGCGACAUUUACGAAGAAAUUAGCAGAGAAAAGAGCGAUCUCACAUCUCAAGAGAUACGAAGAAUAGAGCGUCAAAAGCGAUCGGAAGAGAUGGCUGCGUUCGAGCUCACAAGACCAAUCGACGAGUCCGAAACGAAUAUCGAAGAUGAUUUAGAAAUAAUCGAAGCUCGCAACCGCAUAAGUGAUUUCCCGUUGAAGUCGGAUCCUCUAGCAACGAUAGUGAAAGAAAAGCGAGCAAACGUGGAAUUGAAAGACGAUGCGUUGACUCGAGUCAAUGCAAAAAUUCGAGAGAUAAAAGUCGCGUUCAAUGCAGAGUUCCAAGCGUUGAAAGACGAAAGCGCAACACUGCCAAACGACGAAUACAACGAUAAAUUAAGAAAGUUGUGCCUAUCGAAAGCAAUAGCGGCGCGAAAGUGCAAAUCUCUCGAGUUGCAAAGAUUCAUUCUCGAGCGUGAACUCGAAAUAAUCGAGAAGAAGCACGACGCCGGUGAUAUAGCCUGGGAAAAGAAACUUUACGCUGCCGAAGAGAACAUGCGCGCAAAGAAAGCGUCGGUAAAGAAAUACACGAAACGAUACAAAGAACGCGAGACUAAUUUGAUCCACGCCGACAACGCCUUGCAGAAUUUGAUGAAAGUUUAUGAAAACAGUUUACCGCCAGGCGCCCCGAGAGCCAAACUGUUCAAAGUGUUUAUGCGCGACAUUGAAGAUGGAAUCGAAGAAAAAUGCCCGACCGGAUGCGAAGAAGACGUAUACGAAAGAGUGGUGCAGUUACGGACGAAGCGUCGCGAGCUCGAAGCGGCAAAAGUCGAUGCCAUGAACGAGUCCGAGAAAGCGAAGACGUUUUUAGAAGAAAAAGUAAAGGAGAUGGAAGUUGCCGUGGCGGCUUUGAAAGAUACUACUGCGGAUAAAGAAGUGUUCGAGAAGAAGAAGCAAGCAGAUCUGAACCAAAUAGAAAUUUACGUCACUUUGAAAGCGCACGAGAUUCUUCAUUUUGACGCAGACUCGACGGAUUCCGUUUCGAGUGUGAAGCUGGGAUCUGCCGAAAACGGUUUGGUUUUUGCAAACUCGGCGAUCGAGAAGUUGAAGCUCGAGAUUGAACAUCUGAAUGGUGAAAUAUCGUCCCUUAAAAAGUCCCAGCAAGAACUGAAGAAACAAUUUGCGGCUUUAGAGAUUGAACGAAAAGAAGAAGAAGUGAAAGAGCGCGACUUAGAGGCGAAAGAGAUAGAUGUCCAGAUGCGAAAAUUUGGUCAAAUUGUCGAUUUAGACGCGUUGGACACCAUGGCGAGAGAAGCGAGAGGGGGCGAAGAAUUGAAGAUUAAGUUAAGAGCGCAGGAAACCUAUCACGCGAAAGAAGCUGCGGAGUGGAGAAAGUCCAUCCAGCAAAGUAACGACGAGUACACAGCGCUCAUUGAACAGCACACUUUGCUUUUGCAAAAAAUAGCCGCUUCGAAAAGAGCGCUAUUGACGAAAAAGAGAGGAGCAGUUGCAAGCUAA